AUGCCGGACCUCUGCUGGGCCAAGGCAAACCAACGCUCGUUCUUCGCAGCUCAACGCCUUCGCACAGGACACCAUCCUUCAGCAGCGAAGGCGCAUCGCUUCUGCUCUCGUCAGCACGUCAGUCGGUGGUCGUCGCUGUCGACGAUGUCGCUGCCCCAACUGCCAGGACCUCACGAAGCAGUACAGGCGGCAAGAAAGGAACACAUCUGCCAUGUCCCGGGAUGUGGCAAGCUGUAUGCCAAGACGUACCUGAAGGCACAUCUGCUUUCACACAGCGGAGAGCGGCCUUUCGUGUGUCAGUGGAUGUACUGCGACAAGGCGUUCACUCGCUCCGAUGAACUCCAGCGUCACCUCAGAACGCACACGGGCGAAAAACGUUUCCAGUGUGGCGAGUGCGGAAAACGUUUCAUGCGAUCCGACCACUACAACAAGCACGUCAAGACUCACCAGAACCGACGCUCCCGUCUUGCCCCUGUUUCUCCUGCCGAAGGUGAUCACGUCGACGUCGAGUUGUGCGAUGAAGUGUCCAUCGAUUCUAGCGGAGACUUUGGCUCCUUCGCAUUGCCAGAUUCUCCCGUUUCUGAAGCAGAUUUGCAGGAUUUGGACGUCGGAGGUGCGAUGCAGGAUGGAUAG
This is a messenger RNA of Penaeus vannamei (Pacific white shrimp), 633 nucleotides long. Lineage: Eukaryota; Metazoa; Arthropoda; Malacostraca; Decapoda; Penaeidae. The record is from RefSeq and is a predicted model, not a curated record.